UUCACCGAUAGAGCGGAUGGAAGAAUUCCAAGAGGCUGAUGUAUUGUGGCCCGACCGCGAUCGAGACGGAGACGAGGAUACCGAGGAGUGGCACGCCGGACUCGGAGCUCACCGGAAGGCGUCCAGCCCCGUCAGGAUCCCUUCCAGGCCUCGAGCUGUUCGUUCUUGGACGCCGGGCUUCGCCUACGCUGCAAACUGUGACGACGACGACGACGAUAGUGAUGAUAACGAGGGCGGCAGGAAAAGCGAUACGAUUCCGCCACACCUCAUUGUGGCCCGGAGGGUUGCGGAUAAGAUGGCCUUCUCGAUGUGCGUCGGCAUCGGCAGGACGCUCAAGGGACGGGAUCUCAGCCAAGUCCGGAAUUCCAUCCUGCGGAUGACUGGAUUCCUGGAGAGAUGAUACAUGUCUGAUCAACAAGCUCUUUUUUCCUCCCUUCUCUGUGAUUACACCGAGCAGAGCUUGUUCUUCCUAGGAUUUGUUUAUUACUUCAAAAUUGUUUUGAUAUAUUAUAACCCUCAGAAAAAGCUAGAGAGAGAGUUGACUUUGA
Musa acuminata AAA Group (dessert banana) is the source of this 548-nucleotide messenger RNA. Its product is annotated as protein S40-1-like. NCBI's taxonomy places the organism in Eukaryota, Viridiplantae, Streptophyta, Magnoliopsida, Zingiberales, Musaceae. The record is from RefSeq and is a predicted model, not a curated record. Bases 17 to 400 code for a protein of 127 amino acids. The transcript has a single exon.